GGUCGCUAAGCAACCGAUGAGUAUACACUGUCAGCAGUAUGAUGCAUACUUUGCUUGCGUUCUAACUCUGUAUAUUGGCGCUUGUAAAUAAUAUUAGCAUAACCGCGGGAAUAAUACUGUAAAUAAAUCAACAUGCUGCUGAAAUAUUUGGGUACUGUCAUGUCAGCGCAAGAUUUUGAGAAUAGAGUGGUUGGCAUAGCAUGGUCGUCGAACAAUUUGAAGCUAGCUGUUGCAUCCUCGGACCGUUCCAUCUACCUCUUCGACGAGAAUGGUGUGAAACGGGAUAGGUUCUCCACUAAGCCCGUUGAUCCCAAGUUCGGCAAGAAGAGCUACAUGGUGAAGGGUAUAGCUUUCUCUCCAGAGUCCACGAAGAUUGCAGUUGGUCAAACCGAUUGCAUCGUGUACGUGUACAAAAUAGGAGAAGACUGGGGCGACAAGAAGGUGAUCUGCAACAAGUUCAAGCAGAGCUCAGCGGUGACUUGUUUGAUCUGGCCGGCGGAGGGUCCGAUCGUCGUCGGGUUGGCAGACGGGAAGGUCCGCGCCGCUCUGGUGAAAUCGCAGAAGGCGCAGACCCUGUACACUUCCGAUGCCAUGACGAUAGCUCUGGCUAGCAACGUCCGCGGCAGCGGCUUCCUGUCGAGCCACGCCGACGGCAGCAUCAUCCGCUAUUACGUCGCCGAGGACGGUGGCGCGGAGCCUUCGGGACGGGUGUGCGUCCACGGGGUGCCCGCCUACGCCUUGGCGUGGCCGCAGUCGCACAUCUUAGCCGGUGGCUGCGACAAGCGAUUGACCUUGUACGACCCGUACGGCAAGCCGGUGAAGAACUUCGACUUCAGCCGCGACCCCCAAGAGCGAGAGAUCACCGUGGCCUGCUGCAGCCCGAGCGGCCAGAGCGUCGCCGUGGGUUCCUGGGACAGGGUGCGCAUUCUCGACUGGACGCCACGACGAAGUGUCUGGGAGGAGACCAACGUGCGUACCUUGCCGAACUUCUACACGAUCACGGCGCUAGCUUGGAGGAGAGACGGCUCGAAGUUGGCGAUCGGCGGACUGUGCGGAGGCGUCGAACAGUUCGAGACUAUCCUGAGACGCACAGUAGUGCGCGGCAGCCACGAGGUGGCCUACGUGGGUCCCAGUCAGGUGGUGAUUCGACCUCUGAACGAUUCCUCGCAUCGCUCCAUCGUCAUCAGGUCGCAGACGGGUCUCGAGAUCGAGGACGUGCGCGUUCUGGGCCGUACAGACAACAACGUGGUGGCUCGCACAGCGCGCACCUUGCUGAUCGGCGACAUCGAGCUAGGUCUGAUCAGCGAGAUCCCCUGGGAGGAUCGAACGAACGGCACUGAGAAGUUCUUCUUUGAAUACCCGGUGGUCUGUCUCAUCUUCUGCUCCGGUGAGCUGACGAUCGUCGAGUACGGUCAGAACGAGGCGCUCGGCUCCGUGCGAACUGAAGCGGUGAACCCGCACGUGGUGAGCGUACGCGUGAAUGAGCGACCUUCGGCCGGUGAAGGCGACAACAAGAAGCUAGCUUACCUGUUGGACCCGAGAACCAUCCGCGUGGUCGACCUUUUGACCGGCGGUACUAUCAACAUGAUCGUUCACGACGCCCGCAUCGACUGGCUGGAGCUGAGCGAGGCGGGUCACCGAUUGCUCUCGCGGGAUAAGAGAGGCCGUCUUUGGCUGAGUGACGACGCAGGUGGAAGAGUCCUCUUGGUGACCGGAGUAUCCUUCGCGUCCUGGGUGCCCAGUAGCGACGUCGUGGUCGCCCAAACGUCUCAGACAUUGGCCGUCUGGUACAACGUGGACGCGCCGGAAGCGUCCACGCUGACGCCCAUCAAGGGUGACGUGGUGGACGUCGUCCGGGAGGACGGUCGAACGUCCGUGAUGGUGGAAGAACAUGGUGCGAAAGUUGCGUACUUAUUGGACGAAGGGCUGAUCGAGUUCGGCACUGCGCUGCACGACAACGACUUCGGCAGGGUCGUCUUGUUCUUGGAGAACAUGGGCGAUGGCCCGCAGGUGGAAACCAUGUGGGAAAACGUUGCCAGGAACGCGAUGAACGAGAGGAAGAUUAUGAUUGCCGCGAGAUGUUAUGCGGCAAUGGGCGAUGUGGCUUGCGCCAGGUUCUUGAAGGGGGUUGUCGAGAUCGGCAUAAAAUAUACCAUGGAGACUGGCAACGACCCACUGGCCAAUCCGGAUUGCUGGGCCCGACUAGCGGUAUUGAACGGCGAGCUGAAGACCGCCGAGGCAAUUUACCUGGAGCAGAACGAGCUGGACAAGGCGUUGGACAUGUACCAACGCUAUUGGCACUGGGAAGACGCGUUGAAUCUGGCACAGAACCGCAGCUGGAGCGGACUCUCAGAAUUGCGAGACCGUCAUUUGGCUUGGCUACUGGACAGCGGUCAAGCGGCUCGUGCAGCCUCCAUUAUAGAGAGCACAAAUCCAAGGAGAGCCGUCAAGCUCUAUCUGGAGGCUCGUCGACCUGGACGCGCCGCCAGGCUGGUUCUCGCCGACAACGAGCUACUGGAGGACGAGCGGAUCGUCGAAGACGUCAUCAGCGGCCUCAAGGCCACCGAUCUCAUGGAACUCGCCGGUGAGCUGCUGGAGAAGACCUCCGCCGGCGCCGAGGCGAUCGACUGUUACGCCCAAGCCGGUGUCUUCGCCAGAGCUCUCGACCUGGCGCGUAAGGUCGACCCUACGCUGGUGGUCGGCCUCGAGAGGGACUGGGGGAAGCAUCUGGCAGCUGGCGGUCAUUACGAUGCAGCCAUUAAUCAUUUCAUCGAGGCGGGGGAGACGGUGAUGGCAUUGAAGGCCGCUAUUAAUGCGCGGCAGUGGAGGAAGGCCUUGCAAAUUAUACAGGUGAUCGAGGACGACGAUUCCGAGAUCCGUCAGCAAUGCGAGAAGCUGGGCGAGUACUUCUCGUCAAUCGGGGAACGGUCCUUGGCGGAAAGUCUUUUCGUUCGCGCGGGCAAGCCUCGACGCGCCGUAGAGACUCACGUGCAAUCGGGCGACUGGAUUCGCGCGCACCAGGUGGCCCAGGAGUACAUGAAGAGCGACGAGGCGAACGAGGUGUUGGCGAAACACGCUGAGAACUUGCAGCAGACCGGUGAGCUCCGACACGCCGAGGCACUUUAUGUCGCCAUCGGCGACCACGACGCGGCGAUCGCUAUGCAUCGCAAAGCGGGAAAUCGCGGUGACAUGAUCAGAUUAGUCGCCGAGCAUCGGCCUGAUCUUCUUCAAACCACUCACACGCAUCUGGCGAGAGAGCUGGAUGCCGCCGGCAAACCGAGGGAAGCCGAGGAGCACUUCUUAGGUGCUGGCGAUUGGCGCGGAGCGGUCGCAGCUUACAGAUCCGCGAACAUGUGGGAGGACGCAUUGCGGGUCGCUAAGAAAGCUUCGGGGGAGAAAGCAGCUCAACAGGUCGCCUUAAUGUGGGCCCGGACCUUGGCUCCGGAACUGGGCGCGCGACUGCUGAUGCGACUCAACUACCUGGAACCCUGCCUGCAACUGGCGUGCGAAGCCAGCAUGUUCGAGUGGGCACUGGAGGUCGCCAAGUACAGCACGGCGGAUCAGAAGAAGGAGGUGCACUAUCGUUACGCUAUGGCGCUGGAGGACGAGGGUCGCUUCACCGAGGCCGAGAAGGAGUUCGUGCAAGCUGGCAAGGCGAUGGAAGCCGUGCAGAUGUACAUCCACAACCGUGACUGGGAGUCCGCCGAGGAUGUCGCCCGGUCGCACAGUCAAGACGCGGUGGCACAAGUCCUGAUCGCCAGGGCCGCCGAGGCCGCCGAAAGCCAGGACUACGCCUCGGCGGAGGCUCUUCUCUUGAGAGCUCAUAAGCCGGAGAUGAUAAUAGAACACUACAAAACGGCCGGGAUGUGGUCCGAGGCGCUACGGGUGUGUCGAGAGUACUUGCCGAGCCAAGAAGCGGCCCUUCGCAGGGAGCUGGGCCAGAAGAGCGCGGGUCUCGACGGGGCGAACGCGCUGGAGGAAGCUCGCAAGUGGCUCGAGCUCGGAGAAGUACGGCCGGCCCUGGAUACCCUGAUCCUGAACCCACAAGCGCCGCGAUCGUACCUGAUCCGCGCGGCUGACAUUCUUCUGCAUCAGGCGGAUCCCGAAAUGGCAACGGAGAUCGGCGGCGACCUGGGUGCGCGCUUGUUCGCCGUUGGCGAACACGCGCUCGCCGCUCAGGUGUUCCUUCAGGCGGAUCGGCUGAAGGACGCGAUAAGCUCGCUAGUGGCGGUCGGCGAAUGGGAACGAGCACGACGGAUCGUCCGCGAACUCGCGCCCGAUCUCGAGCCUUAUCUCGAGGAGAAAUAUCGGGACACGAUGACGAACGAGGGCCAGAUAGAGCAGCUGGCCGAGGUGGACAGCAACGCGGCCCUCGAGAUGAUGGCGCGCAAGGGCCAAUGGAACCAGCUGUUCGAGGCCGCGGGUUCGCACAGCCCAGAGUUGUUGCACAGAUUCGUGGCACGACGCGCCGCGCAAUUGCUGAAGAACAACUCGGCGCCGCAAGCGUUGCAGCUGUACGCGCAGUACGGCGCGCCAGCUGUCUCGCAGAAUUUCAAUCUGUACCUACAACUGGCGGAGAGCAUCCUGAACGCGUCUCAACAGGAGUACAGGUACCUGACGCAGUUACGGGACAUUCUCCACAGUCUCUGUCGCUCGUCGCCGGCGACCGACAGAUUCGAGAGGCUUCUGGAGGUAGCCCACCUCUCCGCGGUGAGACACGGCUGUCGCGCGUUCCCAGCGCUUUCCGGCUUCGUCGUCAAGGCGUCGGUCAGCCUGCUGCGACACUCCGACGUUUUGCACGCCGACAGAUGCUACUAUGAGGCCGGCGUAGCGGCGCGUGACGCGGGUCUUCUGAGCGAGGCCUUCGUCUUUCUCAAUCAUUUCCUCGAUCUGGAGGAAUGCAUCGAAGAAGAGGGCGACGGCAACGUCCUCGACGUGGACGACCUACGCGUCACCGACUUCCCGUUAGAGGUGCCGCUCCCGGAGCACCUCGGGAUCGAUCAGAAUCGUCGCGAGGAAGCGAGGGAAUGGGUGCUGGCGGUGUCGAUGGACCAGAAGAUCGAGCAGGGUUUGCCGCUCGAUCCGAGAGGUGUCUACGUGGGCUCGUUGACCUCGCCGAGCAGCACGGGCGCGCCUCUCCAACAAUGCGUGAUCACGGGCUACCCGGUGCGCGGCCCGGUCAUCAGGUUCGAGGAGUCUAGUCGCGUGGCCGAUCGCGACGACUGGACCAAGCUCGUCAACACUGCCAGGCAGGCGCCUACGGACUCGCCGCUCAACGAUACCCUGGUCUUUCUUCAGGAGUGGUGUGGCACGGCGCCUAAGUACUCUUUCUGAGAAGGUAGAGAGAGCUUGCAGCUCUCCGGUCAAUCAUAAUUCAUAGGUAAGAAAGGUAGAAGGUAGAA
Molecule: messenger RNA, 5402 nt
Organism: Dinoponera quadriceps
Lineage: Eukaryota; Metazoa; Arthropoda; Insecta; Hymenoptera; Formicidae
Gene: Oseg2
Product: intraflagellar transport protein 172 homolog
Exons: 14
Coding region: 133-5334 (1733 amino acids)
Biological process (GO): intraciliary transport
Cellular component (GO): axoneme; intraciliary transport particle B; ciliary basal body
Molecular function (GO): protein binding
Source: RefSeq, a predicted model, not a curated record